UCUCAGCUGUCCCAGUUUAUUUCCGCGGAGGAGAUGGAAGAGAUCAAGAAAAUGGCCGCGGCUGUGGCUGCAGCUUCCGGUUACCACAGCGCGCAGUCCAGCAGCAGCAGCCUCACACGCAAGGCCUCCUGCCCGGUAAUUUCCGACUCCGCAUCAACCUGCGACUCUCCAGCAUCCAUAGCUUCACCCCUUUUGACGAGGGACUCACCCCAGCAGGUUCAGCCAUCCGGUACUGAUGCCGAGGACUCCCAGCCACCCCUCUCGAAUGAUACGGAGGGUGAGCAUAAGGAAGAGGACGGGGCAAAGGGAGCCGACACAGAACCAGCCUCCUCUCCGAAGAGCCUUUUUGUUGGUCGGUAA
Molecule: messenger RNA, 360 nt
Organism: Dibothriocephalus latus
Lineage: Eukaryota; Metazoa; Platyhelminthes; Cestoda; Diphyllobothriidea; Diphyllobothriidae
Source: the annotation of a GenBank genome assembly